AUGGACAAACAGCAGCAGAUGGCGCGACAAGAGCUGCCACGGCGGAAGAAGCUGCGAGCGGUAACUGGAAGUGCACCGGCUGCGACAGCUGCUUAUGGCUACACGAGCGAGCAGCAGGAGACGGAUAAGGCACCGGCGGCUGAGCGAGAGGGGGGCAGAGGAGGAGACGAAGGAGAAGGAGACGAAGAAGGAGAGGGAGAGGUAGAAGAGGGGGAGGACGGUCGCGAGACGGCAGACAGGGCGGACCUGACGUCACAGGGUGCGGUUAGGCGACACACGAAGCUGAUGGACUUGGAGCAACAUGUGCGCAACUUGGAGCGGGACAAUUUGCACCUCAAGCAGGCUUUGUUACAAGGGACACCUGGGACUGGACAAAGUGAAUCUGGUGCGGCUGAAACUUUGAGCAACUUUGCCAGUGCUCGACCCGCUGCUGCGCCAGCAUUCCACGCGGCGCCAAGUGCAACUGUGCAAGGGCAGCGCCUCUUGGCCGAGCGCACGAAAGUCGUGACGGAAAUGGUCAAGCAACUCAACGCCGCGUACCUGAGUCUGAGCGACGCGUCUCGCGUGUGGCACAAAGAUUGUCGCAUAGGGGUGGGUGUCCACGAGUGGGACGCGAUUGGCCGCCUCGAGACCAUCAGUCUCUGGAACAUGAUCCGCUCCGUGUUUACAAACGUUGCAGUGGACAUUGUCGAGUUGCGGCCCCAUGUUGCCGACGGCGAGAUGAUCUUGACCAAGUGGCGCAUUCAGGGCGAAGUGGCUUCGGCCCAGUCGCUCGAGACAGUCUGUGCGUCCGAAGACUGUCCGGCUACAAUGCGCGUGGCGCUGUUGGCGAUCAAGUCGUCCGAUUUGACGUUUACGGUCACGACGUACGUGGUGUUUGACGACCUCCACAUUGCCGCGCAGUACCAUAGUUGGGACCAGGUCGGCGUCUUCAAACGGCUCUUUGGGGGCGAGAUCCCGCUCACGGUGCACAAGAUGCUGGUCAUUGAUGCAGAUACCGUUGCGGGGCGCAAGCAACCGCUUGACGUGUAG
Hyaloperonospora brassicae is the source of this 1032-nucleotide messenger RNA. The record is from the annotation of a GenBank genome assembly. Lineage: Eukaryota; Oomycota; Peronosporomycetes; Peronosporales; Peronosporaceae.